GGGAGAGCAGGGCCCUGCUGCACCCAAGUCCUGGCCACUCCUCCCCACCACACUGGCCCUUCAUGGAAGCCUUGGUCUGUGCAUUUUCUGAGCUGCGCAUAAUAGAAGAUGCAGUAAGCCAGGCUCAAGGACGCCCCGGCCACCCUGACGCACCAUCCAACAUCUACGAGGGGGGCCUGGGGUCCCAGCAGCCGCAGUGCCCCAGUGCCCAGGGAAGCAAGCCCAAGAACUUCCGGCUGCGCCACCUCCAGGGCCUGGCUCUUUACCUGCAGGGCCACUCACCGCCCACUCGCCAGUGUGAGAGCCACUGGCUAGGCCGGCUUAUGGCUGGGGGCUGCCUGCCACAGCCUGAAGGCACAGCCUGGACCCUGGACCUGCCACAGGGGACUCUGGGCCAAGGUAACAGCCACUGCUCAGCCCUUCUGGAAGCACAGUUGCCCAGAGACAGCCUGGGAAACACUGCUUCCAGUUCCAGCAUGGACCCAGCCAAGGGUGCCCUCCAUCAGCCUUCUGAGGGCUUGGGGCUCAGGCCCAAGAGGUCCUGGAGGACCUCAGAAGAGGCUAUGUGCCCCUUGUGCAAGAGAACCCGUUCUGGGGCCCUGGAGAGGCCAUAGGAAUCCCAAGUACCAGGACUGGGGACAGGAGGGGAAGGACAGCUGAGGAGGCAGCCCCAGCAGGAGGGGCUGGCCCCCAGCAGUGGCCCUGCCACAUGAGGUAGCCCAGGCAGCGGCCAGCACCCAGGCCUGGGAGUUGGCAAAAUGUGAGAGGGAGAGGAAGGAGGAGGUCCGGAGGGAGGCAGAGAAGCAAGAGAAGCAUGGCCAUGCCCCUGUAGCCUGCUCAGACUCCAUUCAGCCACUUGUACCUUGGAGGCCAUGCUGAGUGGAGAAUCAGGCCCCCACGAGAGGCCUGGGAGCCCACAGGUCUGAUCUCAAUAAAAGACAAGGCCUGCA
Molecule: messenger RNA, 950 nt
Organism: Saimiri boliviensis boliviensis (Bolivian squirrel monkey)
Lineage: Eukaryota; Metazoa; Chordata; Mammalia; Primates; Cebidae
Gene: C12H16orf90
Product: chromosome 12 C16orf90 homolog
Source: RefSeq, a predicted model, not a curated record